UAUUCAAGGAAGCUGCUUACGAGAAGGGAAGUAUUUCAAGUUUUCAAUACCCUAAACCUUACCCUGGAAACCUUCAAUGCACUUGGAUAAUCAAGUCUUUGUCUGGAUCUGUUAUAAAAUUCACCACAGAAAAUUUGGACUUCCCCACAUGUAAUGGCGCCACUUGCGAUUAUCUGGAGGUGUACGAUGGUGCUUCUAAAAAUCAUCCGAAACUUGCGAGAUUCAAAAGCGGUCAAGAAAUUGAUUUGGUUUCUAGUCAUGAUAGACUGUUGAUUGUUUUCAAAUCCCAAGUCCUAGGGAAAAGUUGA
This is a messenger RNA of Paramuricea clavata, 308 nucleotides long. The record is from the annotation of a GenBank genome assembly. NCBI's taxonomy places the organism in Eukaryota, Metazoa, Cnidaria, Anthozoa, Malacalcyonacea, Plexauridae.